GGGGCCCACCUGGCUAGGGGGCAGGCCAUACCUCCCUGGGAGGUGACGUUUGACCUAUGAGACGAGCCCUAAAGGACAGGUAGGGAUCCCCCGCGGAUGCCGCGCUGGCGAGGCAGGGCCUGAGCAGCCAGUGGAGGAGGGCAGCGGGAAGCGCGCUCUGCAGGAGCCAGACGUCCCAGCCCGCGUGGCCAGAGGUGGCAGGGGCGUGGCCUGAGCGGGGCUGGCGCAGGCAGGAUUUGGGGCUGCGCCAGGGGCGUCCAGACCUGACCCUUUCCCACGGUCGGUUCCGGCUGCCACGCCUCCACUGCCAUCUGCGCUGUCCUUGGCGACUACGCCUUCACCCCACUGGGUGCGUUUCAGCGGUCCCAGAGCCGGGCGGGUGCGGGGCCAGGAGCGCUCCGCGGCCGGUAUCAGGCCUGCAGUCCAUUGAAGACUUGAACAAGUGGGCCCUGUUUCUUGUGUCUCCUUUUAUACUUGAAGCAGAACACAUAGCAUUUGUGACGGAGAGCAUUUGGGUACAAAGUGAGAAUUUACAGAGAUCAUCCUCUUCAGAAACAAUUGUCAAGUGGUCAGACUGUUGUUUGCCAUUAGCUUGCAGACCUGGGGAUCCUUAUUGGCUAAUUGCUGAAGCAAGUGUGGACAACUUCAGCAAGCUUGGGGUGGCGUUCAUGGAAGAUAGACUCCACAUGGAUAAUGGACUGGUACCCCAAAAGAUUGUGUCGGUGCACUUGCAGGACUCCACUCUGAAGGAAGUUAAGGAUCAGGCCUCAAACAAGCAAGCCCAGAUCCUACAGCCGAAGCCUGAACCUUCUCUUGAGAUUAAGCCUGAGCAGGACGGUAUGGAGCAUGCUGGCAGAGAUGCCCCAAAAGCUCUUGGUGAAGAACCCAAACAAAGGAGAGGCAGUGCCUCUGGGAGUGAGCCUGCUGGGGACAGUGACAGGGGAGGGGGCCCCGUUGAGCAUUAUCACCUCCAUCUGUCUAGUUGCCACGAGUGUCUGGAACUUGAGAACAGCACCAUUGAGUCAGUCAAGUUUGCAUCUGCCGAGAACAUUCCAGACCUUCCCUACGAUUAUAGCAGCAGUUUGGAGAGUGUUGCUGAUGAGACCUCCCCUGAAAGAGAAGGGAGGAGAGUCAACCUCACGGGAAAGGCACCCAACAUCCUCCUCUAUGUGGGCUCCGACUCCCAGGAAGCCCUCGGCCGGUUCCACAAGGUCCGGUCCGUGCUGGCCGACUGUGUGGACAUUGACAGUUACGUUCUCUACCACCUGCUGGAGGACAGUGCUCUCAGAGACCCGUGGAUGGACAACUGUCUGCUGUUGGUCAUUGCUACCAGGGAGUCCAUUCCUGAAGACCUGUACCAGAAGUUCAUGGCCUAUCUUUCUCAGGGAGGGAAGGUGUUGGGCCUGUCUUCAUCCUUCACCUUUGGUGGCUUUCAGGUGACAAGCAGGGGUGCACUGCAGAAGACAGUCCAGAACUUGGUUUUCUCCAAGGCUGACCAGAGUGAGGUGAAGCUCAGCGUCUUGAGCAGUGGCUGCAGGUACCAGGAAGGCCCCGUCCGGCUCAGCCCCGGCAGGCUCCAGGGCCACCUGGAGAAUGAGGACAAGGACAGGAUGAUUGUGCAUGUGCCUUUUGGAACUCGCGGGGGAGAAGCUGUUCUUUGCCAGGUGCACUUAGAACUACCUCCCAGCUCCGACAUAGUGCAAACUCCAGAAGAUUUUAACUUGCUCAAGUCAAGCAAUUUUAGAAGAUACGAAGUCCUUAGAGAGAUUCUGACAACCCUUGGCCUCAGCUGUGACAUGAAACAAGUUCCUGCCUUAACUCCUCUUUACUUGCUGUCAGCUGCGGAGGAAAUCCGGGAUCCUCUUAUGCAGUGGCUUGGGAAACACGUGGACUCCGAGGGAGAAAUAAAAUCCAGCCAGCUCUCUCUUAGAUUUGUUUCAUCCUAUGUGUCUGAAGUAGAAAUAACCCCAUCUUGUAUACCUGUGGUGACCAACAUGGAGGCCUUCUCAUCAGAACAUUUCAACUUAGAGAUCUAUCGCCAAAAUCUGCAGACCAAGCAGUUGGGGAAAGUAAUUUUGUUUGCCGAAGUGACCCCCACAACGAUGCGUCUCCUGGAUGGGUUUAUGUUUCAGACACCGCAGGAAAUGGGCUUAAUAGCGAUCGCGGCCCGGCAGACCCAGGGCAAAGGACGGGGAGGGAAUGCGUGGCUGAGCCCUGUGGGAUGUGCUCUUUCUACUCUACUCAUCUCCAUUCCACUGAGAUCCCAGCUGGGACAGAGGAUCCCGUUUGUACAGCAUCUGAUGUCCGUGGCUGUCGUGGAAGCAGUGAGGUCCAUUCCCGAGUAUCAGGAUAUCAACUUACGAGUGAAGUGGCCCAACGAUAUUUAUUACAGUGACCUCAUGAAGAUCGGCGGAGUUCUGGUUAACUCAACACUCAUGGGAGAAACAUUUUAUAUACUUAUUGGCUGUGGAUUUAAUGUGACUAACAGUAACCCUACCAUCUGCAUCAACGACCUUGUCACAGAAUACAAUAAGCAACACAAGGCAGAACUGAAGCCCUUAAGAGCCGAUUAUCUCAUCGCCAGAGCCGUGACUGUGCUGGAGAAACUGAUCGAAGAGUUUCAGGACAAAGGGCCCAACAGCGUCCUUCCCCUUUAUUACCGAUACUGGGUCCACAGUGGUCAGCAAGUCCAUCUGGGCAGCGCAGAGGGACCAAAGGUGUCCAUUGUUGGCCUGGAUGAUUCUGGCUUCCUCCAGGUUCACCAGGAGGGCGGCGAGGUUGUGACUGUGCACCCGGAUGGCAACUCCUUCGACAUGCUGAGAAACCUCAUCCUCCCCAAACGGCGGUAAUGCCAGGCGUCCCCGAGACAGGCCUGGGCCUGCCCUCCUGACUCACCAGGCCUGGUGCCUGGGCAGCAGGUGAGGAUGCUGCUGGGCUGCCUGGGGUCCGAGCCCAGUGCAGAGCCGCCACCGUGAGCAUUCAGCUUUUAUCGCGGCCGCCUGUCCGUGCCCACGCAUCUGGAAAUCUAAUUUAGAGUUGUAGGUGAAUCUUCUCUUCCUCCAAUUCAUUUGUUAAGUCUUUGGUUCUUUUUCUGUGUUUCUGGUUUUUUUAGGUUCGUUUUGUUGUUGUUUUCUUUGGUGUUUGAAGAGGCUCUGGGAUAGACGGUUAAGCGGUAGAAAAUUUAGUUUAGGGAAAGCCCUCCCACAGGUGGGAAAUUGCUCUCCCCUCUGCGGCUUGGACUUACGUUUAUUGUCAGGGAGAGUUUUUACAUGCAAAUGGCAAUGGGAGAAUUCAGAUAUUUUCUUAGCAGUGCAGACCUUUACCCCUAGUCUAUGAAAAAACAAACCAAAAUAUGCUCUUGGGCCUAGGCCAGUGGUGAGUUAGAGGUAUGCUAUCAUUGUUUGUAAGCAUCUGGGGAAGUAUUGAACUAUAAGAACAUGCGUUGACACUUAGUCAUUGUUCUGUGUUUUUAUUAAUGAAGAAACGGGAAGAUAGACUUCCAAGAGUUACUCUCCACCCAGUGGUGUGGCCCCAUAGCGAAGUCUAAAUGCCUGUAGAGAUAGAGCUAACUGGUGUGGUUGCAAUGACCUUGUAGAGGAAAUCAGUUAAUUACUUUCACACCAUUCAGUGAGCUCUCCUUUCCUAAGGAAGUUGAAAUGUCCUUAGUUAGGGACUUACUUUCUUAAGUAAGUUUAAAUUUACUACAUAUUGUGAAGAGAUAGGAUCAAGUUCAGAAUCCUUAAAUGUCUGAUUAGGCAUCACUUGGAUGAGGAGGUGGGCGAUUUGGCUCGAACAGCUGGAGAUGAAGCCACACUCAUACCACAGACAAGGGAGGAUUUGGAGCUUUUAAGCCAGUUUCAGAUUUACUCUGAAAUGUGGAGCAUUCCUGCAAGACUGUGCGGCUCACAGAAUAUAGAAGACAUGGCAUUUUACUCAGAAGUCCUAAGUUUUUGCCCCCCUCAUUUACCUCAUAUUACCGAGAAAAUGUUAUUGAUACUAAACACCCAUCAGUUCAGAGGGAGGAUGUGUGUGUGUGUCCCCGCAUAUGUGUGUGCGUGCGUGUGUGUGCACAUAGCUUUAAAAGAAGACAUUCAAAAUUUGAUGUGCUACCAGCCUCAUGAAAGAACAAAAGAAAGGAAGCCUUUUGAUAUGCAUUCGCUAUUCCCAGAUGUACGCUAUGCCUUUUCCAUGUCCCUCCUAUCUCUGUUGAACUUAUGAAUCAUACUCAUUACUUUUCAGCUUUAAAAGGCCAAUUUUUGUCCAGUUUUCUCCCUUCCUGCCAGUCCCAGCUGAAAUUAGUGGAAAGAAAGUUUGAUGGAGCUUUCAGCUUUGAACAAAAUCCUUUCAUUGUAAACUAGCACCAUCUUUAUCCAGGUCUUACCCAGUCAGGCUAAUUCCAGAAACUUGUGGUUUUUAGUAUAAAAUCUGUCUACCUUUAGCCAGGCACAGGACAGCCCUAUGAAAAAAUACCCAAUAUAUAUUUUUUGGAAAUGAAACAUUAAAAGAACUUAAAAAGUAAUUUUUGGAAAUGAGGCUUCAAUUAGAAUUAUUUUUCUCAAAAAAAAAAAAAAAAAAAAAAACACAAAAAAAACCACUCUUCUCCAAAUGCCCAAGGCUUCUUUCGAAAUUAGUUAGAAACUUAAAUAAAAUAUAAGUCCACACCACCCCCAAAUUACAAAAUGGACUCACCCUUGAGAGGGCAUCUGCAGAAUAUCAUCAGAGACAAAGAUCUCGAGGCUAACGAUGCAGGUUUCAUUUCUCAGACUUUGUAAUAUAAGGCAAGCCCUCUCUCAGAGCUGCCAUCACCACUUUGUGAAUUUCUUUGGGGGUUAUUUAAUGAAAAACAUGCUGUGUUUUGUUUUAAGCUGAAGUCCUAUUCUGGACAUUCUGCUUUGGGAAAAAAUGUUAUCAUUUAAUUUCCUUUCUGCAAAUUAAAACUAAUGAAGUGUGGCCUUGUCAAAGGCUGUGGCGAUGUUCCGGGCAGACUGCUGUGCUCUGUGCUUUCCAGCAGGCGCUCCUCCCUCGCGCAGGAGACUCAGUUGUCCUGAGAGAGAGGAAGCAGCCUUGAAGCAGAUGCUGCGUUUUCCAUAAACCUGAUUUUGCCUCACAUGAACCAAAGACUCUCAAAACUCUGCUUCUACAGAAUUAGCUGAAUAAAGGCAUUUUACAGAUAGCUGUUCGUGUUAGCGAAACCUGUCUACCUGCUAUACCACACUCUCCGAUUUAUGCACCCCGCAACCUGGGAUCUCAAGGAGCUUUAAAGUCUUAAUGGGAACUUGGCAUUUUCCUCAUGAUCUUUAAAAUGUGGUCACUAAACUCAGGAUUGGCGUGUGCUGUUAGAACACUGGAGUAGCCCUUGUUUUAGAGGCCGUGCAUCGAGCAUCGACCGUAUUCUGUAAAAGGCGAGAUAUCCUCCCUUCCAGGCUGGCAACAGGUUUCAGGGGGCCUCUUGAGGAAGUGCCCCCUAAAAUAGAACACAGCAAUAACUGGGCUUCCUGUCCCCACCCCAGCAGUGCUGUCUGGCACUGGGAACUCUGCCAGGGAGUGGUGGAAGUAGGAAGGAUUUGUGCUCGAAGUAAAAUAGUGGUUGAGUUUCACUGCAGCAGGCUGACGUCGCCUGAUGUGAGAGCAAGUGGCCGACUGGCGUGCGGGUGCACAGGUCAGGGGAGCACAGGCCACAGAGUGCAGCCUCUGGGGGUCCCCCAAGGCACAGCAUAUACAGCAUGGUCACCCCUUGCCCUGGAGUCUGGGAACAAAGGAACCAGCCUCACCGCACUGCUUCAGAUGGAAAAGGGAGGCAGGGUGGGCUUCCGUUCUCCAGAUCCAGGCAGAACAUGGGAGAAUCCUUAUUCCUGCUUAAUCACUAUGCAUAUUUGAAAUAAAAGAAAGUGUAAGCCUCUGCAAUUUUAACUGCUCAAAGAAUGUCUCUGAAAAGAAUCACUUUAAACCAAUGCCUAUAAAAAGCAAGUCUACCAAAAUAAACUAGACUUUCUAUGUGGUUUGGGCUCACUCUUAUUUUUACAAGUUUCAUUUUUAAAAGUAGGCAACUACUUUGGGUUACAGUAUUUUUAUUCAUAUUUAAACAUAUUUUUACAAAAUAAAUAAAGUGUUUUACAUAGUAAGGAAUAUGUAUGUAUUUCCAAGUAUUAAGAAGCCAGGUGGUUUUUUGUUUUUUGACGUAUUAUUGACAAAUAUAUUCAGCGCCAUACACAAGAGAAAUAUUAUUACUCCAAAGAAUGAAAAUUAACAAAACUCCAAAGCAAAAACCCUUUUAAUUGAGGUGAGAAAUAAAUUUAAUGUAACAAUAGCUAGAUUGUUUUUAGGAUUUUUCUUUUCUUUUGUGGAAACUUCUUGACUUCAUCUGAAUAGUUUUUCCCCCCAAGAUUUUAAUCUUAUAUGUCGUACUUAAGUUUAGGAACAGCUUGAAUAAUGCAUUCUAGAUAACACAAGGGCCAUGAUUCACUAAAAUUCCAAGCUACUGUAAUUUUAGGGCAUUUAUUUGCAAAUGUUCUUUGUAUCUCAUUUUAUCUGUAGCAGCUCCCCUCCCCCCCCCAGUCUACCUUAACCAUCUUAUAGCUCUGGUAAAUUAAAACUUAGGUAGACUUUAUACAAGAUCCAUUGGCCGUAUUAAACCUCUCCCACUCUUAGGGCUUAGGGCGGAAGGGACGAAGGCAGGGCUGAUAGGACUUUUAAAAGGAUAAAAGGGGUGGGGGCAAGGGAGGCGGAAAAUACAGGCUCUUACAGAUACCCUCCGCGCUGCCCUCCACACCCAGCCCACUGCUCUACAAAGGUAUGAAUGGAAUGGCUUUUCUAGAAAAGGGCUUCCAAGAACAUAAAGGAAUUCCUUUCCCUGGGAGGCCCCGUGGAGGGCUGAGCCAGCCUUGAAUUGGGCUUAUUUCUCAAAUCCAUUUGAUCUGGCAUUUUUGUCAACAUGGUACAUGUUAGGGCCCACGAUUUUUUUUUUCUUUUUUGUAAAAGAGAGGCAUAUGUAUUAAAAUGCUUCCUCUUCCCCUGCCAGAGCCUCACAGAAGUCAAGAAACGCUAUCCCCAGCUUAAAUGUGCAGACUCUUCAAGAUGGAGGUAACAAUAUUAGGUUGCCAUAGUAACAGCUCUGCUAACUUUGCACUCAGCCCUGGCUGUCCUGAAGCCAGCUCGUGUAAGAAUCUUCCUUCAUGUUCUAGGUUAUGAAAACGAAGUUUGUUUAGACAAGGACGUUUUCACUAGUACACAUUUUCUUUUUCAAGUACAUGUACACUCUGUUACGCCUGUCCACGUUGUCACUUGUAAAUCUAUGAUAGGGUGUUUUUUCUCAACAGUAACCUUUGUUAUUGAACUGCUCCGACGGCCUUGAUUUAUUUUUACUAAAUACAGCCCCAAAAGUUAAUAACAAGGUAGUCACAAAAGCAUUCUGCGGUACUUUAUUGAAAAAUGUCGGUGGUAUCUCCUAGUAAUCAAACCUACACCUUUCAAGAAUCACGGUUUAAUUACAAGACUCAUGAACAUAAACAAAAAUACCCUUGGCUUAUUUCCUGUGCACACACUCACAAGGAGCUGUGAAUGAGGUAUAGCUGAGUACAUGGAGAGGCGGGCACAUCCCUUCCUACCAUCCAGCCCCUUCGCUGCAUGACCCACGGUCCUAAAUUUGCAAAUUGUGACUCUUACCAUGAGGUCCACUGACAGACACCCUGUAGGGAUUGUGUCAGGUCCUCACUAAGUGACACAGGGUUGGCAAAAAAAAAAAAGUCAGUUCACAUUUUGAGAGCAGUUGGUGUAGGUGCACUUGAUUCUAGAACGAUGAGUUUAAAACAUUUGUGAAAACCUCUUUCCAUUCAGAAAGUUGGAAAAAGUUUCCUAAAAUAAACCAUUUUGAUAAAGCAGCAAAAUGAUGCAGUGUUGACACUGUGAAGAAAAUUGAAGGACGGUGGUUCAAUGUAUUGGUGCAGUUCAGAGCCACGGCAGGAUUUUUCAACGUUGAGAUCUUUAAGCAAAACCCAUAAAAAAUAAAAAUUAAUGGAAGCUCAUUUUUUAAACACUGCUGGUGCUUUAUGAAAGGAUUUCUGUUUACCUGUUGCACACGUAACAUGUUCUUAUGGUCUUCUUGCUGUGUAGAAAAUGCUUAAAAUGUCUACAUCAUUUUCAUUACAUCCCCUUAAGCAUGUUUUUCCUUCACAAGGUGCAGUCCAUUGACAGUGUUCCGUAUUGCACAUGCAAUUUAACUUUAUUAGCACUAUCUGUAGCAAACACGAACCUAGUGAAUUACAGAUCUGUGUGGGCCAGAGGGAUUUUGCCACGUAAUAAUUAAGCUUGACAGGGUCAUUCUCAUAAACUCUCUGGCUACAUAUAUAUUUUUGCAUUUAAUGCCUAUUCAGUAUAUUCUGAAGGUGCUACUCUUGGUGUUAUCAAGAGUUCAUAGGGGUUGGGGGAAAUAAGAGCUUGUUAAUGUAUUUGUGAAGCACACCCAUGUUCACAGACACAAAAUGGAAUUGCAUGGUCACCUCCUUAGUCUUGGCUUGUUGGCAUUUUGUAUUGAAGAAAGGGUUAAAUAAAAACAAAAAUAAUGACACUCUUGAAUGACUUUUAAA
Molecule: messenger RNA, 8582 nt
Organism: Symphalangus syndactylus (siamang)
Lineage: Eukaryota; Metazoa; Chordata; Mammalia; Primates; Hylobatidae
Gene: HLCS
Product: holocarboxylase synthetase
Biological process (GO): protein modification process
Cellular component (GO): cytoplasm
Molecular function (GO): biotin--[biotin carboxyl-carrier protein] ligase activity
Source: RefSeq, a predicted model, not a curated record